AUGAAACAAUACAAAUACUCAUUUUAAAGGUUUCUUACAGAAUUUUGUCAACAUUUUUAAGAAUUCUUAAUAAAAAUGUUUAAAUUUGAUUUCCAUGUUGAAGAAACUGAAGAGGAAAAUCCCUUUGUGAACGACAAACAUUGUGCAGAUAAAGAAAACAUUGUGUCUGUUGAUUCCUCUAUAGAUUGGUACGAAGCCGAGGAGAUUUUACUUUCUAAGGAAAUAAUUGAAAAUAUAGAUGUUUGCAAAUUAAAUUCUACAGAAAAGUCCAUUGAUGGUGUCAAUAUUACACACAUGGUUGCUGGUUUCUUAUUGGAAGAUAUUAAGGAUAAUGAAAAUACAGAUUUGGACAUUAAAAAAGCAGAAGAACAACAUUCUGAUUUAAUACCUGGUGUCUAUGAAGGUGGUGCCAAAAUAUGGGAGUGUACAGAUGAUUUAUUACAAUACUUGGCGGAAAAUUAUAAAGAUGAAAAGUGGCCAACAGCCAACGUUUUAGAUUUGGGUUGCGGUUCUGGACUGUUGGGCAUUUAUGCCUUUCUUAAGGGAGCUAAAGUGACAUUUCAAGAUUAUAACAAGGAUGUCUUGGAAAAGAUUACCAUACCCAAUGUGUUGUUAAACACUGCCACUACAAAUGACAAAGAAGAUGGUGAGCAAGAGGUUCUAUAUGAUGUCAAGAAGAUAGAAGAAAAUGUUAAGUUUUAUUCAGGCGAUUGGAGCAAAUGGAGUCAGAUGUUUGAAAAUGAAGAAAAAUAUGAUAUAAUUUUAACUUCCGAAACAAUUUACAAUCCCCAAAACCAACAGAAAUUGCUUAAUUGUCUUCACGACCAACUAAAGCCAAAUGGUGUUGUUUUGCUGGCGGCAAAAGUUUACUAUUUUGGUGUUGGUGGCGGUUUGAGACAAUUUGAGGAAUUGAUAGAGAAAGACAAACGUUUUAAGUGCAAAACGGUGUGGUUAUCAACAGAAGGUGUAAAUAGAGAAAUUGUUGAAUUAAUAAAAUUAACUUAACAAUAUGAAA
Lucilia cuprina (Australian sheep blowfly) is the source of this 1015-nucleotide messenger RNA. RefSeq names its product histidine protein methyltransferase 1 homolog. Gene Ontology annotation, biological process: peptidyl-histidine methylation, to form tele-methylhistidine. Gene Ontology annotation, molecular function: protein-L-histidine N-tele-methyltransferase activity. Lineage: Eukaryota; Metazoa; Arthropoda; Insecta; Diptera; Calliphoridae. The record is from RefSeq and is a predicted model, not a curated record. Bases 76 to 1005 code for a protein of 309 amino acids. The transcript has 3 exons.